GGGCGUGGUUUAGAGGCAGGGGCGUGCCCACCCGAGGCCCCGCCGCGUCCCCUUGACCCUCCGGCAGGAAAUGGCGGCUCCGGCCCUCGCCCGCUGCGUGGCCCGGCCAGGCGUGCUGCCCCUCGGUGCCCGGCCCCAGGCGUGGGGCAGAGCCGCCCGGCUGCCCCCCGGCCCCCCGCCCGCCCAGCGCCGCGCCUUCAGCAACAGCAAGGUCCUGGUGGAGCUGGACGAGAGCGCAGGUGUAGCUACGAUGAAGUUUAAGAGCCCUCCGGUUAACAGCCUCAGCCUGGACUUCCUCACCGAGUUUUGCAUAAGCCUGGAGAAGCUGGAGAACGACCGGGCCUGCCGGGGCGUGAUCCUCACAUCCGCCGUCCCCAAAAUCUUCUCGUCUGGCCUGGACAUCACCGAGAUGUGUGGGAAGAGCACGGAGCACUAUGCUGAGUUCUGGAGGGCCGUGCAGGAGAUGUGGCUCCGGCUGUACAGCUCCAACAUGGUGACAGUCGCUGCAGUCAAUGGAUCCAGUCCGGCUGGAGGCUGUCUCAUUGCCUUGACGUGUGACUACAGAAUCAUGGCAGAGAACCCCAAAUUCAGCAUUGGCCUGAACGAAGCCCAGCUGGGCAUUGUGGCUCCCUUCUGGUUUAAGGACACAUUUGUCAGCGUUGUGGGACAUCGAGUUGCUGAACGUUCCCUGCAGCUGGGCUCCCUCCACUCUGCACCUGAGGCCCACAGGAUUGGCCUUGUGGACGAGCUGGUGCCAGAGGAAAAGCUGAAGGAGAGGGCCACGGCCGUUAUGCAGCAGUGGCUGGCCCUUCCCGACCAUGCCCGUCAGCUCACCAAGACCAUGAUGAGGAAGGCAGUGCUGGACCGCCUGGUCGCUCACCGGGAAGAAGACGUUCAGAACUUCAUCAGCUUCAUCUCCAAAGAGUCCAUCCAGAAGUCCCUCCGCAUGUACAUGGAGAUGCUGAAGAAGAAGAAGAGCUGAGGAGCCAGCCAGCUGGGGCUUGGUCCCAGGAGCUUUUGUGACCCUCCAAAGCACUGCGGUAGCUGUAGACUUUCACGUUGAAGCCGUCUGCAGCGUCAGCGCUUGGUGAAGUGCUGCCUGCUCCUGUGGCUGCCCCAACCAGCCCUUCCCGGUAGUCCCCAUAGAGUGCCUGACACCGCUGCUGCCUUCCUGAGAGCGGGGAGAGCUGCUUGCUCAGCUCACCCAAGGAACAGACAGGGGGAGUCUUGACAGCACUGCAGCCUCAGCCUGCGGGUCCCUGGGUGUCCUCCCUCCUGUCCAACAGCUAAUUGCGAAAAUGAAAUUUGUCAAUAAAGUCUUUGAUGAGGUAGG
Oxyura jamaicensis (ruddy duck) is the source of this 1333-nucleotide messenger RNA. RefSeq names its product enoyl-CoA delta isomerase 1 (gene ECI1). The coding region runs from base 71 to 982 and encodes 303 amino acids. The record is from RefSeq and is a predicted model, not a curated record. Gene Ontology annotation, biological process: fatty acid beta-oxidation. NCBI's taxonomy places the organism in Eukaryota, Metazoa, Chordata, Aves, Anseriformes, Anatidae. The transcript is spliced from 7 exons. Gene Ontology annotation, molecular function: enoyl-CoA hydratase activity. Gene Ontology annotation, cellular component: mitochondrion.